UUUCCGCUUCCGGCGGUGGCGGGAGCAGCCUCGCUCUGGUCCCUGCGGCUGGCGGCCGAGCCGUGUGUCUCCUCCUCCGCCGCCGCCAUAUUGUCUGUGUGAGGAGAGGGGAGCGCGGCCGCCGGCGCUGCCGCUGCCACCACAGUUUGAAGAGAACAGUUCUGAAACAAAGUCUUACCCCACCCUACAGCUGCCUCUGAACACAGUGACUGCCAGAUCUCCAAACAUCAAGAUCAGCUUUGUUCGCCAACCUGUCUGACAUGUCGGGACCCGUGCCAAGCAGGGCCAGAGUUUACACAGAUGUUAAUACGCACAGACCGCGAGAAUACUGGGAUUACGAGUCACAUGUGGUGGAAUGGGGAAAUCAAGAUGACUACCAGCUGGUUCGAAAAUUAGGCCGGGGUAAAUAUAGUGAAGUAUUUGAAGCCAUCAACAUCACAAAUAAUGAAAAAGUUGUUGUUAAAAUUCUCAAGCCAGUAAAGAAGAAGAAAAUUAAGCGUGAAAUAAAGAUUUUGGAGAAUUUGCGAGGCGGUCCCAACAUCAUCACACUGGCAGACAUUGUAAAAGACCCUGUGUCACGAACUCCUGCCUUGGUUUUUGAACAUGUAAACAACACAGACUUCAAGCAAUUAUACCAGACGUUAACAGACUAUGAUAUUCGGUUUUACAUGUAUGAGAUUCUGAAGGCCCUGGAUUAUUGUCAUAGCAUGGGAAUUAUGCACAGAGAUGUGAAGCCCCAUAAUGUCAUGAUUGAUCAUGAGCACAGAAAGCUACGGCUAAUAGACUGGGGUUUAGCUGAAUUUUACCAUCCUGGCCAAGAAUAUAAUGUCCGAGUUGCUUCUCGAUACUUCAAAGGUCCUGAGCUACUUGUAGACUAUCAGAUGUACGAUUAUAGUUUGGAUAUGUGGAGUUUGGGCUGUAUGCUGGCAAGUAUGAUUUUUCGGAAGGAGCCAUUUUUUCAUGGACAUGACAAUUACGAUCAGUUGGUGAGGAUAGCCAAGGUUCUGGGGACAGAAGAUUUAUAUGACUAUAUUGACAAAUACAACAUUGAAUUAGAUCCACGUUUCAAUGAUAUCUUGGGCAGACACUCCCGUAAGCGAUGGGAACGCUUUGUCCACAGUGAAAACCAGCACCUUGUCAGCCCUGAGGCCUUGGAUUUCCUGGACAAGCUGCUGCGAUAUGACCACCAGUCACGGCUCACUGCAAGAGAAGCCAUGGAACACCCCUAUUUCUACACUGUUGUGAAGGACCAGGCUCGAAUGGGCUCAUCUAGCAUGCCAGGAGGCAGUACGCCUGUCAGCAGCGCCAAUAUGAUGACAGGGAUUUCUUCAGUGCCAACCCCUUCACCCCUCGGACCUCUGGCAGGCUCACCAGUGAUUGCUGCUGCCAACCCCCUCGGGAUGCCUGUUCCGGCUGCCGCUGGCGCUCAGCAAUAAAGGCCCCUUCUAUCUCCUGAGGCCUGAGCAGAGUGGGCCACUAUCCCUCAGUAUUGAAGAUGAUUGACUGGAGUAGCACAAGGACAAUGCUUAGCACCACACCAGACUCAUAAUAGAUGCUCAAUAAAUGGUAAUUUCAUCCUCUAUUCUCACCUCCACCUUACCCCUCCCCACCACACAAAAAGUUAAUAAAAGUGCUGUUGCAUAAAGAGCAUCUCAAGGUCAGUAGAAACUUGACCUGAGGCUUGCAAGUGUAAUUAUGAGCCACAAACCCCAGACUGAAUUAACAUAAGAAAAGGUUUCUUUAAUGAGUGGUUGGUGAAAUUAUAAGUGACUGGAGGCUAAACAAUGAUCCUGACCAGAUUAUGUACAGAAAAUGAUGCCACAUCUAAAGAGAUGCUAUACUUUUAUUCGUGGCUGUAAAGUGUCUUAUGCUAGAAAGGGGAAAUAUGCAUACAUUAAACGUGACAGGUUCUCAACAAAUGCAGGUCAAGGGUCUAAUUUGAAUUGCCUUGUUCCCACCCUCUACAAUUUCCCUCUAAGAUUCUAUCUGUCUCCUCUGAAUUUUUAAAUUUUCUACUAAAAGCCAAAUAUUCUUGCACUAUAGCAAACUGCUAUCUGGAUUUGCCUCUCUGUGGCUAUAUUCACCAGGGAUUCUUACUGGCCUUACUGUAAGAAGCUCUCCCCAGGUACCUCUAUAUGGGAGUUUAUAGGAUGGCCAAUCUGUUUAUUGGAGAAGUUCCUAAGGUGAUUGGGUAUUUCUGAGUCAGCUUCAUUCUUACAUCACCUGCUUUGGCAGUGUUUUCUUGGCUCCUCUAAAAAGGAAAAGCAACAGCAGCUGGUAAGUGGUUCCCUGAUCCCACCCUGUGAGUCAGAGUCAAACAUUUUAGGCUUAACUAAAAAGGCAGGACCUUGCUUCUGUGUAUUGAGCAGUUCUAUGAAGGAAUCCAAAUAGCCACAGCUCACAUCUCAUGUGUACCUCAUUCUGUUUCUCAUUCACCCACUCAGCUUCUCAACCCAGGGUUCCUUAUGUACUCACCUGUAAGAUGCCUUUCAACAAACUGUUGUUGUCCAUGAGAAUCAAUCCUGUGGAGUAAUGUGUGCUUUUCAAAUGCAAAAGCAGGAAACGAAAUUGUGUAUGAGGAAUCAUUUCAUCUGUGUAAAAAAAAAAACCCAGGGUUAAAAAUCAGAUUGCCCAGUCAAAAUUGUAGUCAGCUAACUCCUCCUGCUCCAAAUAUUGAGGAUGCUGACUAAAAUUAACGUAAUUUACUUUCAAAUAAAUAGCCAAUUUCAAGGAAAGAAAUGGAAAUUCCUGGGUGACAGAAACAAAUUCAGAAUUCAUCCUGAAGGUAAGUGGAUGUUGAAGUCACAGUGGCCCCUAAGACACCAGGCUUGCAAACAGAUGAGCCUUUGGGGAUAGGGUUAGAAUGCCCCCAGGGAGAUAGGAGACAACCUCUGGGCUUUUCAAGGUGGAAACUGAAACAAUCCCCUGGCACUUGAAAGGGCUGUUGCUAGAAAAAAAGGAUUGGAAGAAAACAAAAUAUUAAUUGUGGUUGCCUUGGGGUUGAGGUUAAAAUAGAUGUCACAGAAAAACAGUAAGAGAAAGGAGUCCUGAGCUCUUAGGGAAGGGAAAAUAGUCAGGGAGUCCUUCCCAGAGUAGGGGCUGCUGGAGCUGGCUAAGAGGCCCACCCUUAGCAAUUCAACCUGCCAGGGCCAGCACCUGCGAUUUGAACCCAUUUCUCCGGGCUUAGUUCUGCUUCCUGGAAUGCUUUUGCAUACCUGUGCUGCCAGGAAUCCUGUUCAGGUUUCUAGCCAGUCAAUACAGAUAAACUUUUUUCUUUCUCUUGCUUUUGCUCUGUGGUCCUUGGAACAAAAAUGUUUAUCCUCACAGAAAUAUCUAGGUUCAACUGAUCUAAACUAGGCUCAGCCAAGCAGCUGUACUUCAGGUUGAGGAAGAUUGGCUGGGCUGAGCAACUAUGUUGAUUGGAUUCAGGUUUGUUCCAUGUGGGGGAGGCUCCUUCUGAGUCCCAUGCUGAAGUUGCAGCAGCUACCCAAGGCAUGAUCUUUUUUUUUUUAAUCCUCACCAAGGUUAUGUUUUUACUAAUCCUUAGAGAAAGAGGAAGGAGGGGAAGAGAGAAACACGAUCAUUUGCCUCCCCUACACAACCCAACUGGGGAUCAAACCUGCAGCCUUUUGGUGUAAAGCAGUGGUUCUCAGCCUUGGCUGCACAUUAGAAUCACCUGGGAAUCUUUUUAAAAUCCUGAUUUCUGGGCCUCAUCCUGCGGAAAUUAUGUUUCUUUGUUACUAAUGUUGUGGCCCCACCCCAUAACAAAGAAACAGAAUUUCCAGAAGAUGAGGCCCAGAAAUCAGGAUUUUAAAAUGAUUCCCAGGUGAUUCUGAUGUGCAGCCAAGGUUGAGAACCACUGGAAGGCAUGCUCUUGUGGAUUGCUGGAGCACAAGAGGCCAAAUGAAAUCACGUGGGCAAAGAAAUAUUUGGAGGAAUAAAUUUGGGUAUUUUCCAAAAUUGACAGACACCAUACCAUAGAUCCAAGAAACUCAACACCAAGCAGAAUAAAUUUGUACACAAAAGGCAUAUCAUGUUCAAAAUGCUUACACAGAAAAUCUUAACGGGCAACCCAGGGAAUAAAGUGGCACAUACAGAGGAUACUUAAGAAUUACCAGACACCAUUCAAGCUAGAAGACAAUGGAAUGGCUUUAAUGCUGAGAGAAAAAAACAAACGCAGAAUCCUAUGCGCAGUACAAACAACUUUCAAAAAAGGAAAAAUAAUGCCUUUCUCAGAUAAAAACUGAGGAAAUAGAUUGCCAGAAGACCUAUAAGAAAUACUACAGGAAGGUCUCCAGGCAUAAGGAAUAUGAUAUCAGACAAAUUUAGAUCUAUACAACAAAAUUAAGAAUACUGGAAGUGGGCCCUAGCCAGUUUGGCUCAGUGGAUAGAGCAUUGGCCUACAGACCAAAAGGUCCUGGGUUCAAUUCCAGUCAAGGGUAUGUACCUUGGUUGCAGGCUCCACCCCAGUCCAGGCCCUGGUCAGGGCUCAUGCAGGAGGCAUCCAAUGAUGUGUUUCUCUCACUUUGAUGUUUCUGUCUUACCCUCUCUUCCACUCUUUCUAAAAAUCAAUGGAAAAAAAUGUCCUCAGGUGAGGAUUAAAAAAAGAAUACUGGGAGUGGACUAAAUGAAAAUUUUUAAUUACCUUUAACUGAAGUCUAAAGUAUGAAGUCGGCAAACUUUCUGUUAAGGAACAGAUAAGUAUUCUAGGUUUUGCAGGUCAUGAUCUCUACUGCAACCACUCUACUGUUGUAGCAUAAAUAAAAGCAGUCUUAGGCAAUAGGCAAAUGAGCAUGGCUGUUUCAAUAAAACUUUAUUUUUGGACUGAGAUUUAAAUUUCAUAUUUUAUGUGCCACUAAUCUUUUGAUUUUUUUCUCCUCAUUUAAAAUUGUAAAAGGCCAUAGAAUGUCAAGCAGUGGGCUGGUUUUGGUUUGUGAAUGGAUCAUCCUUUGCUAACCCCUGGUCUAAAGCAAAAAUAUUAGCAAUGAAUUGUGUGUUUAUAGCAUAUGGAUAAACGAAUUGUAAAACCAUACGAUGAAAUGUUGAGCAAUAAAAAGAAAUAAACUUGAUACAUGCAGCAACAUGGA
Myotis daubentonii (Daubenton's bat) is the source of this 5087-nucleotide messenger RNA. RefSeq names its product casein kinase 2 alpha 1 (gene CSNK2A1). Gene Ontology annotation, molecular function: ATP binding; protein serine/threonine kinase activity. Bases 261 to 1436 code for a protein of 391 amino acids. The record is from RefSeq and is a predicted model, not a curated record. NCBI's taxonomy places the organism in Eukaryota, Metazoa, Chordata, Mammalia, Chiroptera, Vespertilionidae. The transcript has 14 exons. Gene Ontology annotation, cellular component: nucleus; protein kinase CK2 complex; cytosol. Gene Ontology annotation, biological process: peptidyl-serine phosphorylation; regulation of cell cycle; peptidyl-threonine phosphorylation.